GGUCAAAAUACGCUGGAAGACUUGCAACGUCAAAAAAUAAUGCAGUCUUUUGGCGAUGACACGCUGUUUGCUCACAUAAGUAUUGAGAAAAAAUGUAGACUUCUGCGAGAACAAAAUGGAGAUAAAGUCUUGCAGGAGGAAAGCGGCAGCGAUGUGAGUAAAAAUGUUAAACAAAACUUACCGGUGUCGAAGUUUGCAAACAAGGACAGCGACGUGGAUGAAUCAAAACUGUCACAUUCCACACAUAAUGCGAAAGAAACAAUAAAACAAAGUGAAUCUGACUUUGUAAAGUAUUUCGAAGAUAGCAUUCUAUUUCCUAGAAUUAACGGGAGAAAUAAUGUAUCCUCGGCCUCGAGUACUUUAAAAGAAAAUAGGAUUCUGUCAUCCAAAACAAAUCGGAGUCCUUGUAAAAACAAAGGGAAUAUUAAUGCGAUCAGCUCGAUAAAGAAGCAUUCUUCAAAUAUUAUUAACAAUGUAAAGAAAUGCGAUAAAUUUAGCGCACAAAAUCUUCAUAAAAAUGGAUCUCAUGAUGAUAUUUAUAAUACAAUAAGUGGUAGCAGCGUUGCAGUGUCAUCAAGUAUUGAUAGUACAUGUGAUAAGGAAAUCUCAAACAUUAUUUUGUCACGAGCUCUUUGCACUCAGGAUCGAUGUAAACUGGCAUCAUGGGGCUUACCACCAAAUAUUCUUCAAAAAUACACUGCUCGUGGAGUAGAUUGCAUGUUUACAUGGCAGAUGGAAUGCUUAUCAAAUCAUCAAGUAAUGCAAGAAAGGAAGAAUCUUAUAUAUUCUGCGCCUACAUCUGCAGGAAAAACUCUUGUCGCUGAAAUUCUUUUAAUUAAGACUAUUUUGGAAAGGAGAAAGAAAGUGAUUUUUAUUUUACCAUUUGUUUCUGUUGUUAGAGAAAAAAUGUAUUAUUUUAAAGAUUUAUUGUCUGACAUUGGAAUAAGAGUGGAAGGAUUUAUGGGAGGAUCUGUACCACCAGGUGGAUUUGCCGCUACUCAUGUUGCAAUAGCUACUAUAGAGAAAGCAAAUUCUCUGGUGAAUCGUUUGAUGGAGGAGAACGAUUUAAGUAGUCUAGGAGCUGUCAUAAUAGAUGAAUUGCAUUUACUAGGUGAUCCUAAUCGUGGUUACCUUUUGGAAUUACUUUUGACAAAAUUGAAAUACAUGACCCUUCGUAACGAUGACAUUAACAUACAACUGAUAGGUAUGUCAGCCACAUUACCAAACUUAGUUCUGUUAGCCAAAUGGCUAAAUGCAGAAUUGUACAAGACUGAGUUUCGUCCCAUUCCUUUAAAUGAAUAUUGUAAGGUAGAAACAAAUAUAUAUGACAACAAAUUGAACUUUGUCAGAAAAUUAGAACAAUUGCCAGAAUUAGAAAAAGAUGUAGAUAAUAUGCUACAACUUUGUAUUGAAACAAUAAGUGCUGGUCAUAGUGUGUUGAUUUUCUGUCCUACAAAGAAAUGGUGUGAGAAAUUAGCUGAACAAAUUGCUGCAGCCUUCUUCAAAUUAGGUUGUAAAGAUACAAUGCUUGGAGAGAUGUUAAGAAAAGAAAUCAACAAAGAAUUAAUUCAGGAAACUCUGGAGCAACUAAAGCGCAGUCCAAGCGGCCUAGAUAACAUUUUAAAGAACACGAUUUCGUUCGGCAUUGCGUUUCAUCAUGCUGGACUUACGAUGGACGAACGUGAUAUUAUAGAAGGAGCUUUCAGAACAGGGUCCUUGAGAGUUCUUAUAGCAACAUCAACAUUAAGCAGUGGAGUAAAUCUACCCGCACGAAGAGUAAUCAUAAGAUCACCUCUAUUUGGUAACAAUCUAUUGAAUACUUUAACUUAUAAACAAAUGAUAGGACGUGCUGGUCGUAUGGGAAAAGACAGUGCAGGGGAAAGUAUACUAAUAUGCAAGUCAACUGAACGCAAUGCGGCUCUGUCUUUACUCUCUGCAACUCUAGAUCCGAUUGAAUCUUGUCUCAACGAUUCUAUGCUAUUAAUAAGAGCGCUCUUAGAAGCAGUAGCUAGCGAAGUUUUAUAUACAGUGAAAGACCUAGAACUGUAUAUUAAUUGUACUUUACUGAGCUUCAAUAAACAGUCUGAUGUACAAACUUUUUCCAACGAAGCAAUGAGAUUCUUAUUGGAUAAUGAAUUUCUAUUAUUACAAACUACAGAACGAGAAUCCAGAUGGAUAGCAACGCCGCUUGGAAAAGCGUGUUUGGCCGCAUCUAUACCUCCCAGGGAAGGAUUGUUUCUAUUCGAGGAAUUACAGAAAGCAAGAAGGUGUUUUGUUUUGGAUACGGAAUUGCAUGUAAUAUAUUUAGUAACUCCACUUUCUGCUGGAUGUCAAAUUGGAACUGUCGAUUGGAUGAUGUUUCACGAAUUAUGGAACACGAUGUCGGAAAGUGAGCGCAGAGUUGGAAAGCUUAUUGGAGUGGAAGAACGUUUUGUCGUAUCAGCUAUUAGAGGAGUCAUUAAACCUGGAAAAUCGUUAAAUAUACAUAGAAGAUUCUACAGUGCACUGGCGUUACAUGAUUUAGUUAAAGAAGUUCCGCUUCACGCAGUUUGUAAAAAAUAUGGAUGUUGUCGUGGAGUAUUACAAACUUUACAACAGUCUGCUGCUACAUAUGCAGGUAUGGUCACGCAAUUUUGCAAGCAGUUAGGCUGGGAUUGCAUGGAGUUAUUAGUAAGCCAGUUUCAAACAAGAUUGCAAUUCGGCGUCUGUAGAGAAUUGUUAGAUUUAUUGCGUCUGCCAAUGUUAAACGGCUUGCGAGCAAGAAGCCUGUAUAAAGAAGGAAUAACAUGCGUAGCGGAUUUGGCUGUUGCUAAUGAACUUAAUGUGGAACGCGCGCUUUACAAAGCUCUCCCUUUUGAAAGUGAAAAAGAAUACGAAGGAGAAUAUGCAUUUGAAGCAGAAAAAAGAAAUAAAAUGAGAACAGUGUUUGUCACUGGAAGAGAUGGUCUUACACCACAACAAGCUGCAGUUUUAUUAGUUCAAGAAGCAAGGGUAUUAGUUCAAAAUGAAUUGGGACUCGACCAAUUGCCAUGGGAGCAGAAGCAUAAUGAGCAAUCUCUGCAGAUUACAUACAUAGAAGAUGUUAAAGAUACAUCUGACAUAAAAGAACAAAUUCAAAUGGAAUUGGAUGUAAAAGAUUCAAAAUCUACGAAAAUGGAAACAUCCAUAGUAAACAAUUCAAAAUACGAAAAAUCUGCAAAUAACGAAAAUAAAAAAAAUGACAAUUCGAAACUUGAUAUUUUUGACGAAAUUGAAAGUAAUAUGCCCGAUAAAAAGAAAACAAUUGAAUCGAACAAUCAGCCUUUAAAUGAAGUAAUUUUAUCAUCUAAAAUCUCGGAAGACGAAAGAGUGUUCCUCGAUAUAAGCAUUCCCGAUAUAAUAGCUAACAAUGAACUACAAACUUCUAAGGAAAAGAAAAAUUCUCUUACACCUGAUAAUAGCAUUAAGAUGAAGAGAAGUAGCAAAGAUUUAGAAAAAUUAAAUUUGAAUAUUAACGAUAUACCUAAUAAAAAAUCAAAGACUUAUAAUUAUUUAAAUAAGAUAAAAAACAAUACUGAGAAUUUAAUAGACAAAAACGUAAAAGUAUCAAUUUUAGAUAAAGACACUAAAUUAUCGUAUUCGAGAAGUCCCAGUUUGUUUGAUGAUAGUUUGAAUCUCGACACUCAAAUCUGCGAUCUUCUUGAACAAAAUGUCAUGGAUAUCGCGCAUUUAGAAUUAGAUUCCAAAAUGUUUGCAAGCGAUUUGGAUCUUGUCACAAAUACAUUACAGAAAAGUCCAGAUAUCAAUAACGCGCACUUACAAGGACAAAGUGACGCGAAAAAUGUAAACACAGCGCUCAUACAAACGAGAAACAGUGUACUGUCAUGGGAUGACGAUUCAUGGAAUAAUUCCGAACGAUUGCUAAAGCAAGUAGUCCAAGCAGAUAAUAAUCAAAAUCGCAAACAGGAAACACCUAAACCAAAAAUUAUAAAUAUCGUAAAUACAAAUGUAUCUAUUACGCCAAAAAAUAUAAAAACUUGCACGCCGAAAGAUAAGAAAAGCAUAAAUAAAACGGAUAUGAAAAAGCGUACUGCUGUAAUUAAAGAAAAAGUGCCUAUAAUUAAACCUAAAUUACCAAAAAUAGAAUCUCCUAUAACAAACAUAAUCGUUUAUAGAAAUGAAAGAAGAAAGUCUGCAGAGUCGAAUAAAUCCGACUCGGAUGAUAUUAUCAUCGGUUCGCAACAUUUUGAUUCUCCUUUCAACGACAGUAAAAAUCGAGCGAGAAUAAAAUUGAAGAAAAUACGUAAAAUGCGUUCCCAAAAACUUGCCGAGGAUACAUUAACAGAAGUAAAUAAUCGUUUAAACUCUCCUAUAAGAGCAGAAUCGAGUGACAUAGCACGUAAUAAAACGAAGCAGAAAGCGAAGCCAAAAUUAAAAGAAAUUUUAGAACGAAAUCUGUUACUCGCAAAUUGCAAUACAGAUAGCAUUAUAUAUAAUUCUGAAGAUGAAACGACGUUAAGCUUAGCCUCUAAAACAAAAAUAAUCGAGACGCAAUCAAAUGUACCAAAUAAAAACGUCAAUUUCAAGAUAGAAGUCGCGUUACCUGAUGAAAAAAAAGAUUUGCCGAGCGAAACGAUAGAUUGGAAUAUAUUGAAUAUUGUAAAAGUUGCGAACAAUAGAGCGACUUUUAAUUUAUUCAAACGUGAAGUAUUAAAGAAGCAAAAUAUCGCAUUAGCAUUACAUUGCGAUAUAUUUAUGGAUAAUACAAAUAACAUAGGUUCGAAAAUUUGUGCCUCUGAUGUAGAGGGAAAACGAAAAUACAGAAAGUCAGGGAAUUAUACGCACGGAAAUAUGGAAAUACGUGGUGCUGCAAUAUCCUGGGAAAGCAAUAUUGCAUAUUAUAUCUCUUUUAGUAAUUCAUCAGAAUCGAAAGUCUCUGGAAAAGAACAAAAGGCUUUAUUAAAAGAAUUAUUUGCCGAUACAAAUUUGUACAUGAGAUGUUUUGCGGUAAAGGAUAUAUAUAAACUCUUAUAUCAAUGUUGUGGAAUUUCUGCCAAAUGUAGAUUUCUGGAUCCAAUAAUUGCACAUUGGUUAUGCACUAACGAUUCCGAGAGAAAUUUCGACGAAAUGGUAAUGCAAUACUUUCCUCAAGGAAAUUUCAUAAUGAAACGUACAAAUUCUUGCUACAGUGCAGGUCCUGGAAUGGAUGUGCGGAGUUCUUUACCAGGUGAAUUUAGAUCAGCAACAGAAGCUGUGCUAACAUGGCACAUGAUGGACAAUGUCAUGAAUAAAUUAGAAGAAUUUAAUCCUGUUCUACUUUAUGCUUUUAGAGAGAUAGAAAUGAAAAUCGUAAUAAUUUUAGCUUGUAUGGAAUUAUCAGGCAUUGGUAUAAAUAUAAAAUCAUUACAAGAAUUAUCAUUGGUUACUUCAAACGAAAUGCAAUCUUUAGAAACAAAAGCUUAUGAUUUAGCAGGUAGAAAAUUUAAUUUCUCAUCACCUAAGGAAGUUGGCCAGGUAUUAGGUUUGUCUAAAGAUAAGAAAGUCAGUACAAGCAAGGCUGUUUUGGAAAAAUGUGAUAAUCCAAUAUCGAAUUUGGUGAUUUCAUGGCGGAAAUUGAGUGCAACAAAAACAAAACUUAUCCAACCAUUAUUAAAAUUGGCUCAAACAGAUUCUCGAGUUCGUGGUAAUAGCAUCACUUGUACAGUGACAGGAAGAGUCUCGAUGCACGAACCAAAUUUGCAGAAUGUACCAAAAGACUUUAGUUUUGCAGAUAAUAAUUUCGUACUAAGCGUAAGAAUGGCGUUUGUGCCGGCUCUAGGCAACAUAAUGCUGUCCGCUGAUUAUUGUCAACUAGAAUUACGCUUGUUGACUCACUUUUCGCAAGAUUCCAUACUAUGUGAAAUCAUGAGGCAACCGGGUGAUAUUUUUAAAAGUAUCGCUGCCAAAUGGAAUAAUGUAUCAGAAGAAGAGGUAACAAUUGAGAUGCGUCAGCGCACCAAACAAUUAUGCUAUGGCAUGAUUUAUGGCAUGGGGGUAAAGUCAUUAGCUGAAAAUCUUUGUAUAAGCGAAUCCGAAGCUCAAGAAUUUCUAGAAUCCUUUAUGAGCACAUAUCCCGGCAUAUAUAAAUGGUUGAACAAUGUGCUGGAGGAAGCGCAUCGCGAUGUAUACAUAACAACAUUACUCGGAAGACGCAGACAGUUUCCGGAUUUAAAAAGUACAAAAUCAUCCACGAGGGCACAAGCGGAACGGCAAGCUGUGAACACAAAAGUACAAGGAUCCGCAGCAGAUAUAGUUAAAAAAGCUAUGAUAAGCAUAGAAGAGAGGAUAAGAUGUAACUUCCCGGAUUCAGCUAUUAUAUUUCCAGAAAUGAACAACACUCGCAAACUACGAAGCAAUAGUCGAGAUAUGCAACAAAGAGGUGGUUACUUAGUUUUACAGUUACACGAUGAAUUGUUAUAUGAAGUAAAUUUAGCAGAUCUGAAAGAAGUCGCUGCUAUAAUAAGAGAAUCAAUGGAAAAUGUAUGCCAACUUACUGUACCAUUGCCAGUAAAAAUUAGAGUUGGGCCUGCAUGGGGCGAUUUAACCGAUUAUCAAUUUUAGCAAACAUUUCUAAUCACGCGGGCGUAAUAUUAUCUCAUUUUUUUAAACGAUAUUUCUAUUUUUAUAUAUUUUUUAUAGUUAAUCGUGUUGAAGUAUUUAUGGAUCAUGUUAAUAUUUAGUAGAUAUAUUUUACAUAUU
Molecule: messenger RNA, 6717 nt
Organism: Camponotus floridanus (Florida carpenter ant)
Lineage: Eukaryota; Metazoa; Arthropoda; Insecta; Hymenoptera; Formicidae
Gene: DNApol-theta
Product: DNA polymerase theta
Exons: 21
Coding region: 40-6579 (2179 amino acids)
Biological process (GO): double-strand break repair via alternative nonhomologous end joining; DNA-templated DNA replication
Molecular function (GO): ATP binding; DNA-directed DNA polymerase activity; DNA binding
Source: RefSeq, a predicted model, not a curated record